Molecule: messenger RNA, 1897 nt
Organism: Pseudomyrmex gracilis
Lineage: Eukaryota; Metazoa; Arthropoda; Insecta; Hymenoptera; Formicidae
Gene: Rab1
Product: ras-related protein Rab-1A
Exons: 4
Coding region: 253-873 (206 amino acids)
Molecular function (GO): GTP binding; GTPase activity
Source: RefSeq, a predicted model, not a curated record
GAGGUCUCAUUCGUCGGUUUGGGAGGAGUUGCUGUUGACCGCCAUUGUUACAACUCCGUCGCGCAUAUCUCGGGGGGAACGUGAUUAAUAAUUUUUCGCGAUUUGUCAUUCGCGGAUUGCCGUAGUCGUCGCGCAUCCGGACACCGAGACAACCGUUUUUUUUCCCCUCGUCGUAAUUGUAAUUUCGGAAACCCAAAGGAUCCCGGAGAGAGCGUCCACAUUAUCACCAGCCAGCUCGUCACUCGCCGUAGCAUGUCCACGAUGAAUCCCGAAUACGAUUAUCUGUUCAAGUUGCUCUUAAUCGGAGAUUCCGGCGUGGGCAAGUCGUGUCUUCUGCUACGUUUCGCCGAUGACACAUACACGGAAAGUUACAUCAGCACCAUCGGUGUGGAUUUUAAGAUUCGUACCAUUGAUCUCGAUGGGAAAACGAUAAAACUUCAAAUCUGGGACACGGCGGGUCAGGAACGGUUCAGGACAAUUACGAGUUCUUAUUACCGGGGUGCGCACGGUAUUAUUGUUGUUUACGACUGUACGGAUCAGGAGACCUUCAACAACGUCAAACAGUGGUUGGAGGAAAUUGAUCGUUACGCCUGUGAUAACGUCAACAAGCUGCUAGUGGGCAAUAAAUGUGAUUUACACACUAAAAAAGUAGUCGAUUACACAACAGCCAAGGAAUACGCCGAUCAACUGGGCAUACCGUUUUUGGAAACAUCAGCGAAGAACGCGAUGAACGUAGAGCAAGCGUUUAUGACCAUGGCUGCCGAGAUCAAGCUUAGAGUAGGUCCACCCUCGAGCGGCGCGAGCGAUCCGGCCAACAAGGUGAAAAUAGAACACGGACGUCCAAUCGAAUCAUCCAAGUCCGGAUGCUGCUGAGAACUGUAAUCUCGUGUCCAAUCCAUCAGUUUAACCAAAAACAUCUAACGGUUGCGGUCCUUGGUAACUGCAAAAAUUUUAAAAAAAAGCUACACAAAAAAGGAUGUACAUGAAAAUUUUCAGUUCGCAUCGCAAAAGGAAGAAAACAAAAAAAAAUCUAACACUCACAUGGACCACCAACUCUUCCUCGGAGUUGUACAAAAACAAAAAGCAAAAAAAAAAAACAACGUCUCUCCUCGUCCGCCUACUCUUUUUCCCGUUUUUUUGUAGUUGUCUUUCUUUUCGAAGAAGACAGGAAAUGCGGUUACUCUCUCAACGCCAUUUUCUAGAUCAAGUUCGACCUUAGAUAAAUUCGUCGAAUGUUAUAUAGCGUUUAAAUAAAAAAAAAAACGGUGUCGAACGUGUGCGUAGGCGUGUGCGUAACAACACAAAGCGAUAUAACUCAUGUCUUUUAAGAGAAGAAGAAAAAAAACAAAGUAAAAUUGGGUAAUAUUGCGAUGAAUUAUAUUAUAAAGAUAAGCACUAUUUUUUUUUAGCCUAAUUAUAUAUGUACAAUGAAUUGUAUGUUUGGCUUUUGUAUCGCGCGAAAAGCCUUUCUAUUUCUCAAUGUCGUAUAAUCUUUGAAGUUGUUUCUAUAUGAUUUUUUUCUUAUCUUUUUUGUUUAAUUCUCUCUCUCUCUCUCUUUCUCUUUUUCUCUCCGUUUUCUCUCCGUUUUCUCUCCGCGAAUGUGCAAGUCUCUUUCGUAUUGUUCGUUCGCGUUCUUUAAUUUUCUUCGCAGCGCGGGACUCCGCGGGCGCGACAAAGUCGCUUUUUUUUUUUCCUCACAGCGCUCACUAGUGUAAUUUAAUAUGUAAUAACAUUUUAUUAAAAAAAAAAAAAAUAGAAUAUUUCUGAACACACACACAUACACUAACUCUCGGAACGCGUAGAACACACAGACGUUACUUCUGCGCAUCACGUAUACAAUGUAUAUGUAUAUUAAUGUUCUAUAUAAUGUGCGUACAUAUACACUGUAUUGAAAAAA